Molecule: messenger RNA, 1044 nt
Organism: Amyelois transitella
Lineage: Eukaryota; Metazoa; Arthropoda; Insecta; Lepidoptera; Pyralidae
Gene: hibadh
Product: NAD-dependent L-serine dehydrogenase
Exons: 6
Coding region: 64-1020 (318 amino acids)
Biological process (GO): L-valine catabolic process
Cellular component (GO): mitochondrion
Molecular function (GO): 3-hydroxyisobutyrate dehydrogenase activity; NADP binding; NAD binding
Source: RefSeq, a predicted model, not a curated record
UAUAAUUCUGAAUUAGUCUAACUGCGCGCGCGCCGUAAACAGACGCGUCUAAAAUAAACCAAAAUGGCCGGCCGUGCAACGCAGUGUUUAUUGAGCAUUCCAAAGAGGGGUUAUAGCUCAAAAGCGGAUAAAAAUGUGGCCUUUCUCGGCCUUGGCAAUAUGGGAGGGUUUAUGGCCGCAAACCUAGUCAAAAAGGGCUUCGCUGUGAAAGGCUACGACCCAUCAAAGGAAGCCGUGACAGCAGCCGCCAAGAACGGUAUCACAGGAGCCACAUCCAUCGCAGCCGCAUUGGAAGGUGCAGACGCCGUGGUCUCCAUCCUGCCCAGCAACAAAGUGGUCCUGGACGCGUAUCUUGGAAAAGAUGGCGUCGUUGCACAUGCACCCAAAGGAACCCUACUCAUAGACUCUAGCACAGUGGACCCCAAUGUUCCCAAACAAAUUUUUCCAGUAGCCAUUGAAAAGGGGGUUGGAUUCAUCGAUGCCCCGGUAUCUGGAGGUACAAUGGGAGCCCAGAAUGCAACUCUCGCGUUCAUGUCAGGAGGUCGCAAGGAGGACUUUGACAGAUCCCUCCCCAUGCUGAAGGCGAUGGGAGCCAAGCAGUUCCACUGCGGUGAGAUUGGCGCUGGCCAGGUCGCGAAAUUGGCCAAUAAUAUGCUCAUGGGCAUCACUGGCAUGGCCACGGCUGAGUGCAUGAAUAUGGGUAUCAAAAUGGGUUUAGACCCCAAGGUUCUCCUAGAUGUCUUGAACAACUCCUCGGCCCGCUCGUGGUCUACCGAGGUCUACUGCCCGGUGCCUGGCCUGGUGCCUACCGCUCCUUCUAGCAAGAACUAUGACGGUGGCUUCAAGAAUGAACUCAUGGUCAAGGAUCUGGAGCUCGCCAGUGGCAUGGCUCUCGGCAUCCGGUCACCCAUCCCGCUCGGGGCCGUCGCGACUCAGCUGUACCGAAUGGCGCAAACAAGAGGCUUCGGACAAAAGGACUUCUCAUAUAUUUAUCAGCUUUUGAAAGAAGAUAAACAAUAGAUAAUAGAAUUUUUAAAAGAUAAA